AUGUCUGAUAGUAGAUAUUCGCAAGUGGAGAAUAGCAACAAUAGGAGACUUGAUGAGUUAUCUAAUAAGCUUUCCACGUUUAGAAACAUAAACAGAGAUAUAGGUUCGCAGGCUGCAGCCGACAAUUCCUUUAUCGAUGAGAUGCAGAAUUCUUUUGGUGCGCUUAUGUUAAAUAUCAAGAACUCAUCAACUAGGUUAGCAAGGUCAAUGUUAGCAGGGAAUAAUAUUUGGAGAAUGGUUGGGCUUUCUCUAUUAGUGUGUUUUAUAAUAUACAAUAUGUUUAAAUUGUUCUAA
Messenger RNA from Eremothecium cymbalariae DBVPG#7215, 294 nucleotides. It is a transcript of the gene SFT1, whose product is annotated as Sft1p. Gene Ontology annotation, biological process: intra-Golgi vesicle-mediated transport. The transcript is spliced from 2 exons. The record is from RefSeq and is a predicted model, not a curated record. Bases 1 to 294 code for a protein of 97 amino acids. Lineage: Eukaryota; Fungi; Ascomycota; Saccharomycetes; Saccharomycetales; Saccharomycetaceae.